This is a messenger RNA of Drosophila rhopaloa, 1023 nucleotides long. RefSeq lists its product as uncharacterized. NCBI's taxonomy places the organism in Eukaryota, Metazoa, Arthropoda, Insecta, Diptera, Drosophilidae. Gene Ontology annotation, molecular function: nucleic acid binding. The record is from RefSeq and is a predicted model, not a curated record. The transcript is spliced from 2 exons. The coding region runs from base 1 to 1023 and encodes 340 amino acids.
AUGCAAUCAACCACGUCAAACAUCACUUGGAGGCACGUUCCGGGCAAGGACAAUCCCGCGGACAUAGUUUCAAGAGGCUGCGCAGCGUCCGAGCUUAUGGAAACUAUAUGGUUUCGUGGACCAAGCUUCUUACGUCAAGACUCAUCUGGAUGGCCUCAACCAGUACCAAAUUCUCAGGACACCAAUGAAGAGUUGGAGCUGCGAAAAGCAACAGUCCUCACAUGUACCGAUAAUGGAAGCAAGGAAGAUGUAUUCGAUGAAGUUAUCAACAAAUUCUCAUCCUAUCGGCGCAUUUUGCGAGUCAUAGCUUUUGUGUUGCGCGUCUUUAAUAGAAUCAAGGUCAACAAAAAGCUCGAGGACUUUAAGCAGCAGCUAUUCGACGAAGCCAACACAUUGAAUUUGCAGAAGUUCAGCAGCAUCGUGGGAUUCGAGUUCAAGUUCAUCCCUCCGCGUGCUCCCCACUUUGGCGGCUUGUGGGAGGCCGCAGUGAAGUCCAUGAAGAGCCUAAUGAUGAAAAACUUGGGCAACACUGGGCUAACGUACGAGGAGCUUCAAACGAUUGCAAUCGAGUCGGAGGCAAUCUUGAACUCAAGACCAAUGGCACCCCUUUCCGAAGACCCAAACGAUGGAGAGGCGCUUAGCCCAGCGCACUUGCUGAUUGGGUCCUCUUUGAUGUCCGUACCGGAGCCUUCAAUUGACGAGAGCAGACCAUCUUAUCUUACGCGGUGGCAGCGCGUAACGUAUUUGAAGCAGCAGUUCUGGGAGCUAUGGAGGCGUGACUAUUUACACACGCUUCAGGAGCGCUCCAAAUGGCUCAAACCCCACGCCAACAUUCAAAUUGGCCAAAUGGUGAUUGUUCACGAGGAUAAUACACCUCCCCAGGAAUGGAUCCUUGGUCGCAUCACCAACACGCAUGUCGGAGCUGAUGGACGAGUACGAGUGGCCGAGAUCAAGGUGAAAAAUGGAACCAUUCGAAGACCCAUCUGUAAGAUAGCGCCCCUGCCUGAGCAAACUGGUGCUUGA